This is a messenger RNA of Colletotrichum truncatum, 465 nucleotides long. RefSeq lists its product as uncharacterized. The record is from RefSeq and is a predicted model, not a curated record. Lineage: Eukaryota; Fungi; Ascomycota; Sordariomycetes; Glomerellales; Glomerellaceae.
AUGAGCAAUUCAUCGGAAACUUCGGUUUCCAACGUCUCCGCAAAUAACUUACUCGACAAGCGCGUAACCGGCGACCACUGGAAAGUUCAUCCCAUGGAGAACCCCGCAACCGCAGCAUGGAAUCUCAGUCUUGAAGGAUCAGACGUCGUCAAGCUACUUCGGGGCUAUCAGCCCGAUGGAAUGGAGGGUCGAUGGAUGUGCCGUGCAAAGGGCCCGGAUGAGCAAGGAAACAUAUCUGUCGACGUGUAUAGAAGCUGGACUGGACGUCAACAACUUCAGCUCACGGUAGCAACAUCGGUUAAAGAUUACGCUUCGGAUGUACCUCAAAGGAAGAUCACAGAAAUUAUUUGGGAUAGAGGCAAUAGAGAUCACCAGGUUACGGAGGAGGAGGCUAAAGACUUAGCAACAAUGGUUUGUCGAGGGGCCCUUGGCUGUGAACUAAAGGCCAUACAUAAAUCAAGAUAG